UUUCUCCCUAUUUUCCCAGUAUUGAAUCUUUGGGGGAGAGGAGGGAUCCUCUGCACAACUACGGCAGGAUAACCGCUGUACUUUUCGAGUAGAGCUGUUCGGGUCGAGCAGACGGCGGAGUCGGAGCGAGUCAAAAAUAGCUACCAAAGGCGAUUAGCUAUGACGGGAGGAAACACUGGGGCUCCGCGGGAAUCUACGUAAAAACAAGAGGAUGAGGAUUCCUCCGGUGUGGGCGCUGGGCGCUUGCCAGACUGGGUGAAGGCAGAUCCAAGAGCUGAAGAAAAACCCACCACCCGGGGCUGCAGAGUAGGACCUCCGUGCAGGUUCUCGCGGCCGUUGGCAAGGUGGAGCUUCCUGACCCAUGGAGAAUUACUUCCAAGCCGAGGCCUUCAACCUGGACAAGGUGCUGGACGAGUUCGAGCAGAACGAAGAUGAGACGGAUACGUCAAUUCUCUCGGACGCCAAGUGGACGCAGAUCCUGGCUCCGCCCGCCCACAUGCUGUCCCUGAACCCCGCUCUGGCCCACGCAGACAUCAGCCCCCGGGAGAGCCCGCUGCCCUUCAAGACCCUCCCCGACCCGUCCAGCGCCUCCUCAGGACCCGACCCCAAAAGGCAGGCGGGUCCUGAGCAUCCACCCUGGGCGGAGGAGAGGCCUGCGGACGUCCACAGCCCACCGCUCCCUCAGCCCAACAUCGGCAAGUUGGUGGGCGCCGACGACGUCUCACCAUGCGGCGUUGUGGAGAACGGCUGCACAGGAAGCCCACAGACCGGUUCUCCUGUUGAGGUCCAGCUUGGUAACGAGGAGGAACCUUCAUCAGUGGGCGGUGGAGGCUCUCGCUUCACGUUUGAGAUGGGAUUAGCAGAGGAACGGACUCUUUCUGAGGAUAAUCCUCCGCAUGUGACUCAAAAUGGAGGAGAGUUGAAAGAUGAGAACCCUUCUGCUGUUUUGCAGGACUUUGAGCAGGAAGGAAAAAGUUUAAAUUCGGAGGAGCUAAGAGGAAGUGUGAACGGGAGUCAGACUGUCCAGGUGGAGAUUGAGGAGGACAGUUUGUCUCUUCAUGGCAGGGACAGAGCGCAGGAGGAGGAGGAGGGGAGAAAAUGUGCUGAAAAUGGACAAACGGAGCAGAAAGUUAGAACAGAAAUCCUUCCUAACGGUCUGCAGAUGGAGAAUGGAAGUAGCUUAAAGGUCAACGAAGCGGAGGACACCGAGGACUUUUCUCCAUCUCCUGUCCCAUCCAAGGAGGACUCUGUGACCGAAGAGAAGGAGAUGGAAGAGAGCAAGCAGGAGCUGAGCGAAGGCGGGGCGGCCGGGUCCGGCGGCGUCCAAACGAAGCUGAGCAGCAGCCGGCUGCAGCCGGUCAGCGUUCCCUACGGAGGAGCGCGGCCCAAGCAGCCGGUCAGCCUCAAGCUGCAGAUCCCGCAGCCGCUGUCCGGCCAGGUCCAGAACCAGCUCGGCGCCAAGAACAAGAACAUGGACAGCAGCUGCCGCAGAGGCACGCCCACCGACCCGGCGCCAGGUGGGACGGGCCAGAGUUCGCUCAACGGAAACGGAGGAACCCGCUCUCCGUCGCUGACGGCGUCUGAGAGUCCCGACAACGACCUUCAAGCCGGGCAGCAGGGGGCGCUGUGCAGGAAGGCCGCCAGCUCGCUGGGAGAGGUGGCUCCUGUGUGGGUGCCCGACUCACAGGCCCCGGUCUGCAUGAAAUGCGACGUCAAGUUCACCUUCACCAAGAGGAGGCACCACUGCAGGGCCUGCGGCAAGGUGUUCUGUGCAGCGUGUUGCAGCCUGAAGUUCAAGCUGCUCUACAUGGACAGGAAGGAGGCCCGCGUUUGUGUCACCUGUCAUUCUGCCAUGACAAACGUUCAAUCAGCGGAGACGCCGGCUACUGCAGUGAAUCAGAGUCCGAACCCGAACAACCCGGCGGAGUACUGCUCCACCAUCCCCCCCCUGCAGCAGGCGCAGGCGUCCGGGGUCCUCAGCUCGCCGCCUCCCACUGUCAUGGUGCCCGUGGGAGUCCUGAAGCAAUCCGGCAAUGAAGGCUCCUUGUCGCGGGACCAGAGGAGGGUUUGGUUCGCCGACGGGGUUCUUCCAAACGGAGACGCAGCAGAAUCCUCCAAACCGCCGUCCUGCGGCUCGGCGUCCUCGCAAACACGGGUCGCCUCCACCUGCUCCAACAAGUCCGCCACGCUUGAGGCCUCAGAGGCGGCCCAGAACCCCGCUGCGCCGGCGGGCAGCCCCGUGGGCAGCUCACUCAGCCUGAUCCCGGAGGACGGGCUCCCUCCCAUCCUCAUCUCCACCGGAGUCAAAGGAGGUACGGGAGGCCACAUCACAGAUUACGCCGUGGAGGAGAGGCCGUCGGAGAUCGUCCUCAUGCAGCAGUUGGAGGAGGGCGGCCCGGACCCCCUGGUGUUCGUGCUCAAUGCUAACCUGCUAGCCAUGGUCAAGCUGGUCAACUAUGUCAAUAGGAAGUGCUGGUACGUGACGACGAAAGGCAUGCACGCCGUCGGCCAGGCCGAGGUCGUCAUUCUGCUCCAGUGUCUACCCGACGAGAAAACCAUCCCCAAAGAUGUCUUCACUCACUUUGUGCAGCUCUACCAAGAAGCCCUAAGCGGCAACGUGUUGAACCACCUGAGUCACUCGUUCUUCACCCAGAGCUUCCUGGGCAGCAAGGAGCACGGCGGCUUCCUCUACAUCAGCCCGUCCUUCCAGUCGCUGCAGGACCUGCUGCUGCCCAACCCGCCCUACCUCUUCGGCAUCCUCAUCCAGAAGUGGGAGACGCCGUGGGCCAAGGUCUUCCCGAUCCGCCUCAUGCUGCGGCUGGGAGCAGAGUACCGCUUUUAUCCGUGUCCACUGUUCAGCGUUCGCUUCAGGAAACCUCUGUUUGGAGAGACCGGGCACACCAUCAUGAAUCUGCUAGCAGAUUUCCGUAACUACCAGUACACUCUGCCGGUGGUGAAAGGUCUGGUUGUGGACAUGGAGGUGAGGAAGACGAGUAUCAAGAUCCCCAGCAAUCGAUACAACGAGCUGAUGAAGGCCAUGAAUAAGUCCAACGAGCACGUUCUGGCCAUGGGGGCGUGUUUCAACGAACGGGCCGACUCCCAUCUGGUGUGCGUCCAGAACGACGACGGGAACUACCAGACGCAGGCCAUCAGCAUCCAUCAUCAGCCGCGCAAAGUUACUGGAUCCUGCUUCUUUGUCUUCAGUGGUGCGUUGAAAGCCUCGUCCGGCUUCUUGGCUAAAACCAGCAUAGUAGAAGAUGGUGUGAUGAUCCAGAUCACAGCAGAGACCAUGGACUCUCUACGGCAAGCCCUGAGGGACAUGAAGGACUUCACCAUAACCUGCGGAAAGGCGGAGCAGGAGGAGAACCCGGAGCUCGUCCACAUCCUGUGGACCGAAGACGACCAGAACUUCAACAAGGGCGUCAUCAGCCCGAUCGACGGGAAAUCCAUGGAGUCCAUCACCAGCGUGAAGAUCUUCCACGGCUCCGAGUUUAAAGCCAACGGCAAAGUCAUCCGCUGGACCGAGGUGUUCUUCCUGCAGAGCGAGGACCAGCCCAGCGGGCUCAGCGACCCGGCCGACCACAGCCGGCUGGCGGAGAACGUGGCGCGGGCGUUCUGCAUGGCGCUGUGUCCGCACCUCAAGCUUCUGAAGGAGGACGGCAUGGCCAAGCUGGGCCUGAGGGUCACGCUGGACUCCGACCAGGUGGGUUACCUGGCAGGAAGUAAUGGCCAGCCCCUCCUCCCUCAGUACCUGAGCGACCUGGACAGCGCCCUGAUCCCCGUCAUCCACAGCGGGGCGUGUCAGCUGAGCGAAGGCCCCGUCCUCAUGGAGCUCGUCUUCUACAUCCUGGAGAUCAUCUCCUAGGAGACACAAACACUCGCAGACUUCUUCUUCUUUCUUUUUUUCCAGCACCAUCUCACAGCCUGGUCCUCCUCUCGUCUCCCUCCAACCGUUCGCACCUCAAAAAGAACCAGAAAACUGUGCCGGUCCGGCCCGGUCCGGUCCGGGUAGCAUUCCUCCAGUCCAACCUAUGCAUCCUCCGCCGCCUGCUUCCAUCCAGAGGUGAAGCUCAGAGCAGAGAGUCUGUCCUGACGCCACGCUCUGGCCUCCGAAGGGUUAAAGGUCGCCCUUCAAAUCUAAACAAGUUGGUGUCAAAACUUUUGUGCUGCAAAACUUCUCAUUGGUGUCGCUAUCAAUUUAAAGAUUUUAAUAAAUGUCGCCAGAGGUUUUAGUCCCCCUUCAAGUCGGACUAAAUCUUGAUGCCGAACAACUCGGCUGAAUUAGUGCAGCAAAAAUGUUACAUUUGCGCUGCUUUUGAUAUCUGAACGUUCAUUAACAGCUUCACAGCAAACGGUCAACAAGCCUCAGAUCCAACAUAACUGGUGCCGAACGUUUUGCUGCGUUUGUGCUGCAAACAUGUUCAUUUGUGAGGCUGUCAUUCUAAAGAUAAUAAAUGUUUCCAGAGGUCAUGAAAGGUCAACCAGCCCACUCCACCAACUUCCUCAAGACAGACUAAAUUUGAUGUCGAUCAACUUGACUACGUUUGUGCAGCAAAAGUUAAUUUGUGCUGCUUUUGCGUUGAAGAUAAUAAUAGAAGUUUAAAUGUCACAAGGUCAAGCCGUCUGCUUGACCUUGUGUUACCCAGACACAUAAUUUGUGUCAAAUGGUUUGUGCUUCAAUUAUUUACAUUUCGAAGAUAUUUCCAAAGGUCGACCAAGGUCAACCAUCUUCUUCCAAUCUGACAAAAAUAGCUGUAAAAUUUUGCAGAGGUCAUGAGAGGUCAGCCAGCCUCUCGCUCACAUUCACAAACUCAAACAAAUUUGAUAUUGAUGAUGACCUCUGACGACCCCGGGACCUCUUCUUUCUAUGUUUUUAAAAUGAUCGCGGCACAAACAAAAACGUUUGAGUCCCGCUGUGUUCGACCCGGAGAAGACGAACUUCACUCAGGUUCAACAAACUGAUCCGUCAGUUUUAUUAAAACUUAAAGAUGAACUGAUCCGUCAGUUAAAUGCUCGUUAGGCUCCAAUAAUUAGCUUUACUAAUCCAAAUAAAAAAACUUAAAAUCAGAUGCUAAAUUUUAUUAUUUCUCAUGAAAUCUAAAUUUAUUUUGUAGUAAUUUAUGUAAAAAUACGCAGUUAAAGUUUCCAAACAUAAACUAAUUUAAGUUUUGUUAGGAUUUUAUGUGAUGGACAAACACAAAGUAGAGCAUAAUUUCAUCAACUUCAUUUUUUGGCAAAAGCAAUUUUAAAAAAUUUGAAAUUUAUAGAAAUCUGAUGAUUUAGAAGUGAAAUCUGCCGGAUUUAAUAUUUUAAUCAGCAACUCAGCCUCUGGAUGCUUUACAGAGCCGUAAAGCUGCUGAUGUUUUGGACAUAAACAAAGAUUUCAUCUCUGCACAUCAGUUUUCACUGAAUUUAAGUCAGAAUCUGACUUUGACUGGGCCGUUUUGCCACAAUGUUUUUAGGUUCCAGGUUAAAGUCUCACUGCAAAAACAGAAUCCGACCAAAUCUGGCCCACCAUAAGUUACUAUGUGGCCCCCCCAAAACUCUGACAAGACAUAAGAAAAAAUAAUUGUGUGCUUAAAUAUUGUUUUAUCAAUACAGUUUUUAUUGUCAAUUUGUUCUAGUUUUUUAUGCAAAAAUCAAAAAAUUUUAUGCUCAUGCAUAAUUGUGAAGUUAUUGUACAUUUUCAGCAAAAAAAGUUUUUAAGUGACAACUUUCACCAGCAGGUGUCAGUAUUGUCUGUCUUUACUUUAUAUCCAGUUCCAGUAAUAUCUAGAAUAAGUGCAAAUAUUUCUAAAUUAGCAUUAAAAAAAUUUGCUUUCUGAUGUCAUAAAAAAAAAAUCACAAAACUCUGGAAGCAAAUAAAUAAACUUAAUAGAAGUGAGAUGACAUCAUGCAGGAUCAGUUGGAGGUUUUCAGCGUGGCUUUUUGGACAGACCCGACGGCUCCUCUGCUUCUUAUCGGACGUUUGCUCCGAUGUCACUGUGUCAGCCAGAUGAAGCGAUGCAUUCUGGGUAAAAACCUGCCUCUGUGUAGCACAGAUGCUGCUGAAGGAAUCGUUGGAGGUGGAGGACGGUGCGUUCAUGAGGAGAAGCGUUUUUGUUCUGUUUUUUUUUUUUGCACCAAGGUGCUCAGUGCCUGCAGUAGAGCGUCAUCAAGGGAAGAAGAUUCGUCAGCUUAACUUUAAGCUUUACUCAUCGUCACCAAAUUCUGCAUAGACUUGUAUAUAUUUUUUUAAAGAGCAGCCAUUUCUUCUGUGUCCUCUUACAAAACUUCUAAAAGUACUUCACGUUUCUUCAGCUGCAUCUCAUUUAGUCUUUUCAAAUCAUGCAAACAACUGUUAAAAAUUUAUAAAUAUAUACAGUAUAUAUAUAUAAAGAAAUAUAAAAACUAAUUGCAGAAGCAGUGCACUGGAGUCUAAGCCAUUUACGUUGAGCGCCGCGUUCUGGGAGGAAGAAGUUCAUUUCAGAAAUUCACUGACUGAUCCAAGGCUGAAUGUAUCUCCGCUCCGCGUUCUGCUUCCUUCCCAAAAAAAAAAAAAAAUCAAACAAA
This is a messenger RNA of Poeciliopsis prolifica (blackstripe livebearer), 6552 nucleotides long. It is a transcript of the gene zfyve9a, whose product is annotated as zinc finger, FYVE domain containing 9a. The record is from RefSeq and is a predicted model, not a curated record. The transcript is spliced from 19 exons. The coding region runs from base 362 to 3865 and encodes 1167 amino acids. Gene Ontology annotation, cellular component: early endosome membrane. Lineage: Eukaryota; Metazoa; Chordata; Actinopteri; Cyprinodontiformes; Poeciliidae. Gene Ontology annotation, molecular function: metal ion binding. Gene Ontology annotation, biological process: endosomal transport.